AGAGUGCUAGGAAAAAUGGAUAACAAAAACUGCAUACAGGAGCAUUAUGGGCAUCGGCGACAGCCCGCCUUGGGCAAGGCCAUGCCCGUGACGGCGCUGCUCUUGAAUCUCAAUUUGAAUGAUGGCACAGGCAGGCGCAACAAUCUGCAACAGGAACUGCAGCAGCAGCAGCAGCGUGCUGAGGAUGAUGAUGAACCACCGCGUUACUUUCGUGUCUCGGAUGAGCCACCAACUCCCAAUGAUGAGGAGCCACCGCCACCACCAGCGCACUAUGGCCAGGAGCCCCAACUGGCUGGCAGCUCCGCUGAUUCCAAGCCCUGUCUGAAUUGCUUGGGCCUGGGAUUGAGCUCCUCAUCGGCCAUCAAUGAGAUGUGCCUGCGUUUGUGCGGUGAUGCGUGCCGUCAGCCGCAAGGUCUCUCCCUGGGUGGCCACCAGAACUGUGCGGAGAGUCAACGUCUGCGCCAGGAUUUCCUCAAGCAAUACGAAAUUGCGGAAGCACUGGCCAAGACCUCGGCAAUGACCUCCACAGUGCAAAUGAGACAGCGUCUGGCCGCACGUAAACUGGAAAUUGAUUUUGAAAUGGAUGUCGAACUGGAUGCCACCAAGCAGCAGCAGCAAGAGCAGAUGCAGGGUGUGGCCACUGCCAGCCCCAGCUCCGGCCCCAACUCCAAUUCCAUGAGAAGACAGGCUGCAGCUGCUGCUGCUGCCGUUGGAGGAGACACGGUGCCGCCGUCAUCGUCGUUUACCGUCGAUUAUGAGCCGCCUCGCGAUUUGCUCUUGUAUCUUGUAAGAAUGGGCUCAUUCAAUUCGGCGCCAAAGAUCAACAAUGUGGACUCGCAGGACGAUGGUCUGGAAGUGCCCAAGGGUCUGAGCACCACGGCCGUGCUGCAUCAUGUCAUGAAGGCAGGAUCCACGGGCAACCAGCAGCCUUCAUUGCUAUCCCGAUGCUUCCUCAAGCCUCGCGUCAUGGACGAGGAUGUCACCGAUGGACUGCGUUGUCUCAAUCUAAGCGCUGUUUCAAGAGUUUGCAGUGCACCCAUUGAGGGCGACAGUUCGCAGAAUAUUCGCUUGCUGCAGUGGAAUAUUUUGUCACAGACUCUUGGCCAGCAUAAUGAUGGCUUUGUGCGCUGCCCCGAGGAGGCCUUGGACUGGCAGCAUCGCAAGUACCUGAUUGUCCAGGAGAUACUGCAGAACCAGCCCGAUGUCAUUUGUCUGCAAGAAGUGGAUCACUUCAAGUUCCUGCAGACGGUGCUGGGCAGCCAGAACUAUGCGGGCAUCUUCUUCCCCAAGCCGGACUCGCCCUGUCUGUACAUAGAGCAGAAUAACGGACCCGAUGGCUGUGCCGUCUUCUACAAGCGCGACAAGCUGCAGUUGAUGGGCUACGACACGCGUGUCCUGGAGGUGUGGCGUGUGCAGAGCAACCAGGUGGCCAUUGCGGCACGACUCCAGUUGAAGUCCUCCGGCCGGGAGUUUUGUGUCUGCACCACCCAUUUGAAGGCACGCCACGGGGCACUGCUGGCCAAGCUGCGCAAUGAGCAGGGACGCGAUCUGAUGCGAUUCGUUAAACAAUUCGCUGGGGAGACGCCGCUGCUGCUGUGCGGGGACUUCAAUGCGGAGCCCAUCGAGCCCAUUUAUGCCACGAUACUUGGCUGCGAUCUGUUCAAGCUGGGCAGCGCCUAUGCGGAUGUUAAGCUGGAGCGGGAGCAGAUCCUGCAGCCCAGCGAGGAUGUCAAUGAGUUUGUCUCGCAGUCGAUCAAGCGUGAGCCGCCCUACACCACCUGGAAGAUACGCGAGGAGGGCGAGGAGUGUCACACCAUUGACUAUGUCUUCUAUACGCCCGAACAGCUCAAGAUCAAAAACUGUCUGGAAUUUCCGACAGGCGAAGAGAUUGGCAAAAAUCGCACGCCCAGCUAUCAGUAUCCAUCGGAUCAUUUCUCUUUGGUCUGUGACUUUGAGCUGCUCGAUGGCCCACCAGCGACCACUGGCUCCUCUGGUGAUCAGGCGGACAAGACGAGCGACAGCGAGGGGGAAAGCAGCAAACAUGGCAACAUCCAAUAAUAAUAAUAGCCUCAGCAUCCGCAAUUCACCAGAUGAGAAGUUUCAAUUACAUUACAUCGAUUGUGAUAUUAGUUGUUAGAUACAUUUUAGCCUCAUGACUCGUACACGAGCGUUGCACCGACAGUUUGCAGCUUUUUACAAAAGAUAAUCCAAAAUUCACAAUAAAUAAAUACAUUUAAGUUGGAAGAAAGUCAA
This is a messenger RNA of Drosophila subobscura, 2253 nucleotides long. RefSeq names its product nocturnin (gene cu). The coding region runs from base 16 to 2058 and encodes 680 amino acids. Lineage: Eukaryota; Metazoa; Arthropoda; Insecta; Diptera; Drosophilidae. The transcript has 6 exons. The record is from RefSeq and is a predicted model, not a curated record. Gene Ontology annotation, molecular function: 3'-5'-RNA exonuclease activity.